UUGGCGCCUUAUCUCUCUCUCUUUCUCUCUCUAACCGUUGGUCUCAAUUUUACACCCCCAUUCUGUCACUCCCGAGUUACCCAUUUCAAGGUUGCCCCUCUCUUCCAUCCAUGGCCGUGACCCACAUCCUUAAACCCGCCAUUUCCAUGUCCCCUUCUUCACACUUCACUCCCUCUAUACCCUCACCUCCAUUUCCAUUCAAAACGCACACUGGCUCACACUUCUUCACCACCCAUCAUUCAAGAAUUCAUAGCCACCAAACCCCACCGCCAACACUAUCCAGAAGAUUGUUCCUUCCUUCAGUUUCUGGAAUCUGGGACGCCUUAACUGGGGGUAACAAUGCCCGCGAAGCCGUUUCUGCCAUUCGACGUGGAAUGCUACUCUUUCGGCAGGGUGAUGUGCCAGGUUCUUUGGUGGAAUUCGAUAAGGCAAUUGAGUUGGAUCCUCGUCAAAAGGCAUAUCUUUGGCAAAGGGGGCUGUCAUUAUACUAUCUUGAUAGGUUUGAAGAAGGGGCAGAGCAAUUCCGGUUAGAUGUUGCACAGAAUCCAAAUGACACAGAGGAAUCCAUAUGGUGCUUUCUUUGUGAAGCUCAAUUAUGUGGAGUUGACGAAGCAAGGAAAAAGUUUCUUGAGGUUGGCAAAGAUCCACGGCCCAUCAUGCGGGAAGCCUAUAACAUGUUUAAAAAUGGCGGGGAUCCUAAAAAGCUUGUUGCUGCAUUUUCAAAUGGCAGGGAGAAUGAGUAUUUCUAUGCUUCUCUGUAUGCUGGGCUUUAUUACGAAUCCGAGGAAUGAGUUCCUUUAUCCUUUAAAAGAAACUCCAUGUCAACUGAUGUGAACUGUCACUAUUAAGAUACUUAAGGAGAAGAUGUUUCACCUUACAUCAUUUCAGCCUUCCUCAGUGGCCUAAGUUCAUUCAUUUAUCUGUUAUACCCGUUAGUCAAUGGUAGGAAAGUAUAUCGAGGAGGGUGAACUAAGUUGGCAAAGUGUAGGCUUCUUUGAAGUAUUAAUCUACCGUACAUACUUUCGUCAGGGAAAAAUAUGUUUAUUGAAGGAGAAUGGGGGGAUUUUUAGAAGAAUAUUUCUUGCAUGUCAAGAGUUUGUCUUUGCUUGUUAUUUUAGCACAUAUGAGGAUCUGCUGUCAUGUACAUCUUUUAUUACCAGUUUCUGGUGAUAACUCUUGUGUUUACCAGUUCUUGUUAUAACUCUGGUGUAAAGAAAUUAUCCCAUUUCCAUUUGGUAAGUGGAAGUCCUUCCAUUCUCUCUAACCUUGGUGUUUUGACAUUACUGAUAAAAGAGUAAAUUGAGAUAUCGUGUAGCAUGCUUGGUUACUGAUGAACUCAUUGACAACCUUUUUAAGGAAAAUGGACUGAUGUUAUCUUUUGAUUAGGGGUGAAUGCU
Molecule: messenger RNA, 1397 nt
Organism: Alnus glutinosa
Lineage: Eukaryota; Viridiplantae; Streptophyta; Magnoliopsida; Fagales; Betulaceae
Exons: 7
Coding region: 111-791 (226 amino acids)
Cellular component (GO): chloroplast
Molecular function (GO): protein binding
Source: RefSeq, a predicted model, not a curated record